UAAAUACAGAGGGAGUAUGACUUACAACACCAAAAAAAACCAAAAACUAAAAAUUGACCGUGCACUGAUAAUGAUACAUUGAUACUGAAUGAGAAAUUUUGUAAGGGUCUUACGUAACUUUACAACCCACCUUUCAAUACCAAUGAUGUCUUGGCCUAGUGGUUAAGACUGAAGGCCUGUGUACUAUAGGUCUCAGGUUCGAAUCACCCGCCCCCCAUUUGUAAUUUAUAUUGACCUUGUGGCUCAUUUACACCAAAAAAUAACCCACCUUUGAAUAUUUAUUUUCUAGAGCCUUAUUUAACAGUUUGUAAAGGCCAAUAUCUUUCUCACAAAAGCUGAUUUGUUAGCUUUACACUCCAUUAUCUAGGUUCAUUCCUCAGGUCAAUGGCAGAGUCCGGCAGCAAUGCCAUCCGGUUCGGCAUCCUCGGUUGCGCAGAAAUAUCCCGCAAAGUUGCCCGUGCAAUCAGUCUCUCACCUAACUCCACCCUCCAUGCCAUUGGCAGCCGCUCCCUCGAAAAAGCCCAAACUUUCGCUACCACCAACAGCUUCGACCCUUCCACUAAGGUUUAUGGAAGCUACGACGAGGUUAUCGACGAUCCGGAAGUCGACGCUGUUUACGUGCCUUUACCCACAAGUCUCCACUUGCAAUGGGUGGUCCGUGCGGCAGAGAAAAAGAAGCAUGUCAUCGUUGAGAAACCACCUGCAUUGGAUGUUAAGGAGUUGGAUGUCAUGUUGAAUGCUUGCAAGGCUAACGGAGUUCAGUAUAUGGAUGGUACAAUGUGGAUGCAUCACCCAAGGACUAAGAUUAUGACUGAUUUUUUAGCUGAUUCUCAGCGUUUUGGCCACCUCAAGGCUGUACACGCAAUAUUCACUUUUCUUGCUGACGAUUACUUCCUUAAAAAUGACAUCAGAGUGAAACCUGAUCUUGACGCGCUUGGUGCUCUGGGUGACGUGGGGUGGUACUGCAUCAGAGCGAUUCUGUGGGCUGCAAAUUACGAACUGCCAAAAUUUGUGACUGCUUUAAGGAAUCCAAUUAGAAACGAUGAUGGGGUGUUAUUGUCCUGUGACGCUGCAUUGCAUUGGGAAGAUGGAAAAAUAGCCACUUUCCACUGCUCUUUUCUCUCCCACUUAACCAUGGAUAUAACAGUUAUUGGUACCAAUGGAACCUUACAUGUCAAUGAUUUUCUUAUUCCAUAUAAAGCAUCAGAGGUGUCGUUUAAAACAGCCUCGAAAUGUUGGUUCACUGACAAGGCCUUGGAAUGGACGCACAAAUCAAGUGAGCAGGUUGUAAGUACGGAUCUCCCUCAGGAAGUUCUUAUGGUAAAGGAGUUUUCAGGUUUAGUUGAUGGUAUAAAAUUCCGCGAUUUAGCACCAGAAAUGAAGUGGCCUACUAUUAGUAGGAAAACUCAACUUGUUAUUGAUGCUGUCAAGGUUUCCAUUGAUAAGGGACUUCAGGCAGUUGAGGUGGUUUAUUGAUUUCCCUUGAAAUGUCAAAGUGUAGUGCUUGUUAUUCUUCUGUUGGGAACUUUUGGCAAUAAGCUAGGUCUUAUAGCUUGUUUUUAGGGUGUUAAAUCAUUCAUAUUUGUAUUAGUCAGUUAUUUUCGCAUUCAACUGUUCUAGUGUACUCAUAUACUUGUGUUGUAUUUCAGAUCGAGUUUGUGAUCCUUAUUAAGAUUCCAAUGUUGGCUCUAUUA
This is a messenger RNA of Spinacia oleracea (spinach), 1694 nucleotides long. RefSeq lists its product as uncharacterized. Gene Ontology annotation, molecular function: nucleotide binding. The transcript has 2 exons. The record is from RefSeq and is a predicted model, not a curated record. The coding region runs from base 385 to 1476 and encodes 363 amino acids. Lineage: Eukaryota; Viridiplantae; Streptophyta; Magnoliopsida; Caryophyllales; Amaranthaceae.